AUGUCUUCCUACGCAUCAGAAUACCCUGCUGGCGACAAGUUCGACCCAGAGUACAAAGCUUUCUUUGAGCAGUUCUAUGAGACAUCGGAUACUCCUAGUGCUCACGAGAAAUACUCCAACCAGUUCACACAAGAUGCGACUCUGAUCAUGGCUUCAAAGAAUGCACAGGGCCGAGAAGAAAUCUUGUCUCUGCGCAAGGGCAUGUGGGAAAAGGUAAACAGCAGAAAGCACACUGCAGUCAAGAUAUACCCGUUCGGUUCCGAUUCGAAUGAAGCUAUGCUCUACGGAAAGGUUGAGUAUAGCCUGAAAGAUGGCAGAGAAGCCACAGUGGACUGGGCUGCUCGUGCCCACUUGGUCAAGCAGGACGGCGCAGUCAUGAUGGACUUCUAUCAGGUGUAUCUGGACACCGCUGCACAGAAUCCUAGCAAGUAG
This is a messenger RNA of Aureobasidium pullulans EXF-150, 432 nucleotides long. RefSeq lists its product as uncharacterized. The record is from RefSeq and is a predicted model, not a curated record. The transcript is spliced from 3 exons. Bases 1 to 432 code for a protein of 143 amino acids. NCBI's taxonomy places the organism in Eukaryota, Fungi, Ascomycota, Dothideomycetes, Dothideales, Saccotheciaceae.